UUCUUCUUCGGAGGUGCUCUAACUGCAGACGCAGUCGUUGUCGCUACCGUGACCAACAUCGAAAAAGAAAAAGGCGGAAGUUAGUUUAGCAAUUUACGUCAGGACGAAUUGAUUUGUUUCUCUAUUUGUUGUCGUUGAACUGUGUACGAGAUCAAAAUGUUGAAAGAGUUGUUCAGGGAGCGCCUCGUUGCAGCCGCCGACGAAAUUUUCGCCCUAGUCGAAAGAAAUAUGCUGUCGUACGAAGAGCAACUUUGUCAAGCCAGAGAGGAGAGCGAACGACAUCGACGACAACUCCAAGCUAUUUGCAAGGCUCAAUUUGGCAUAUCCUUUGAAGAUGUCCACCAGUUGAUUGGUGGUCAGGAAGAGCUUUCCCCUCAGCUGCAGUGUGGGGGCUCCAAUUCAGAGCUUACACAGCCCCCCAGUGUUAUAACUAAAGAGGAGGCACCAGAGACCCCCGACGUCAAAGAGGAAGAUGUUAAAAGGGAAGAGGACGGGGCUCACGUCAGCAAAUUGUCACUGUCUGGCGUCUCUGUGGAAAGGGACGACAAUAAAGAUGAACGCCUCAUUGGAGACCAAGCUGGAGGACGACCACAAGAAAAACUCUGGGUUCCACGGUCAGAGAGCGAUGACACGGAAGAACGUGCGGAGAGCGGCGCAGAUGGCAAAGACUUCCAGCAGCUGACCGGUGGUCAUGAAGAUCUUCCCCUUCAGUUUCUGUGGGCUGACUACAGUUUGGAGCAAGAGCAGCCACCGAAAAACAGGACGGUCCGGAGCCCAGAGCCUGUCAACAUUAAAGAGGAUUAUCUACAUCCUGUCCAUAUUAAAAGGGAAGAGUAUGAGGAUGAGGCUGAGGUCAAAGCCUUGUCAAUACCUGCCAUCUGUUUGGAAAGGGAAGGUAAUGAAGAAGAACGACUAAGCGGAGACCACCCUGGAGAACAAUCACCUAAAAAACCCUUAGCUUUUUUUCCCAACAAAUCAGCAUUGAUCGAACACACGAGAAGACACAAAGCUGAAAAGCCCUUUUGUUGCUCAUCUAGCAGUAAAACAUUUGCUCUGAAAGGAAGUCUGGUGAGACACAUGAGAAAACACACAGGAGCUCCCAGGUCAGUCAGCAAUGACACGGAAGAACCUGCGCAGAGCGGCGCUGACGGCAAAGACUUCCAGCAGCUGACUGGUGGUCAGGAAGAUCUUCUCCUUCAGAGUCUGUGGGCUGACUACAAUUUGGAGCAAGGGCAGCCACCGAAAAAGUGGAGGAUCCGAAGCCCAGAGCCCGUCAACAUUAAAGAGGAUAAUCUAUAUCCCAUGUAUGUUAAAAGGGAAGAGGAUGAGGCUCAGGUCAGAGCAUUGUCAAUACCUGGUGUGUCUUUGGAAAGGGAAGGUAAUGAGGAAGAACGUCCAACCGGAGACCACCCUGGAGAACCAUCACCUGAAAAACCCUUAACUCUCCUGUCAGACAGUGACGACAUCGAUGGUGAUGACAAACAGGCCAAGUAUUCCUGUAAGGACACGCCUCUUGCCAAUGAGGACGCUUCACUAAAAACUUUUAUCUGCUCAUACUGUUGCCAAGUUUUUCCCAACAAACCAGCAUUGAUCACACACGCAAGAAGACACACAGCAGAAAAGCCCUUUUGUUGCUCCAUUUGCAGUAAAACAUUCACUCUGAAAGGAAGUCUGAUGACACACAUGAGACAACACACAGGAGAAAAACCUUUCAGUUGCUCAGUUUGCAGUAGCAAAUUCUCUCAUAAAAUAAGUUUGAUAACACAUAUGAGAACACACACAGGAGAAGUACCCUUCCGUUGCUCAGUUUGCAAUAAAAUAUUCAGUCAUAAAGUAAAUUUGGUAAGACACACUAAAAUGCACACAGGGGAAAAAUCCUUUUGCUGCUCCGUUUGCAGUGAAAUGUUCUGCCUCAAAGUACAUUUGGAUAGACACAUGAUUACUCACAUGGGGAAAAAACCCUUUAGGUGCCCCAUUUGCAACAAAGCCCUUUCCAGCAAGGAAACGGUGGCAUUGCACAUGAGAUCUCACACAGGAGAGAAACCCUAUAGUUGCUCUAUUUGCGGUAAAGCAUACACCCAAAGGAAACCGUUUAUGUACCACAUGACAAAAAAACAUGCAGGAGAAUAACCCUGAAGUUAGUCACACCUCGUCCAUAUGUAGCUGGGUAUCUGUUAACUCAUUCACUGCUGUUGACACAAACUGGAUUAAAAUAAAUGUACUGAUACAAUUUUUGGUUCCUUCAUACUGAUACAAAUUUUGGCUCCUAAUUAAAGGAAGUAGCAGAAUACAAAUUUAACUUGGAAUAUAUACAUUUAGAUAAUGAGUGUUUCAUAUUUCAACGUGGUUUAAGAAUGAUUGCAUCUUCCUUAAAUAUCAGAACCGACUGUGUGGUUUCACACAGCCGGUUGUCGGAUGCCACGUUGUCGGAUGCCACGUUUUAUGAAAAAAUGCACUAUAUUUCUUUGCAGUUACCUAGUAUUAAAAGACAAACUUGAAUGUAAAUUAAUUGCUAUCAUGUCUUGGUCAGGCACUGCUGAAGUCUUUUUUUUUUUUUUUUUUUUUGCCAUUAACAGCGCCAAACGAUUGGAUGUAUAUCAUCUUGCUGAUACGGAUGAUGCCAUUUUAAUGAAUCAAUGCACUAAUAAACACGUUAAAAAAAAAAAAAAACAUUGUUCUUAAAUAAAAGGCGAUAUAUUGUAAUUUAGAAUUUAAAAGAAUGGAAUUUUUAUAGUUCCUCUCAAAAAUUGUAUAUUUUUGCAGAUGUGCAUGGCUAGGGCACAGAUUUGGGUCUUUUCAAUGUUCUGUGCAGUCACUAUCAUUUCAACCACUGUUAGUGUUUAGUCAGUGAUUAUGUCAUACAAACCUGUUGCCGGCGGCAAUAGUAAAUGGUACAGCAUGAAUGCGCUUUUAUUGCGUUGGCAUUUACAUUGUGUUUUUUUGUUGUUGUUUUUUUGCUUACAAGCACUUGCUGGAUAGGAUUUGUAGAUAAUCACUUUUGGAGUCAAAAGUGGAAUUUUUCUGAGCAAGGCUCAUCAAUACAGAUAUUGUAUGUGCAAAAAGCCUGCGCAUGAUUAAAAUAUUUUUUUUUUUUCAGUUUUUCAUGUUAUUUUUAAUAUUUUCAUUUGGGUAGGAAAGAGCAACUGUUUGAAAAUAAUUAUAUUUGUGGUAAGAACACAAAACCAUGUUUUAGAUGAUCAUGUGAUUUUAUGUAUCCAUAUUUUUGGGAAACAAAUCUGAUAAUUGUUUAGGUGUGUCUAAAGUAGACAUAAAUUCCAUUUUUUAUCAUAUACACUUAUCUCACUCAAUCUGAAACUUAAAUAAAAC
Messenger RNA from Corythoichthys intestinalis (scribbled pipefish), 3327 nucleotides. Its product is annotated as zinc finger protein 260-like. Bases 157 to 2130 code for a protein of 657 amino acids. The record is from RefSeq and is a predicted model, not a curated record. The transcript has 4 exons. Lineage: Eukaryota; Metazoa; Chordata; Actinopteri; Syngnathiformes; Syngnathidae.